Fusarium vanettenii 77-13-4 is the source of this 3777-nucleotide messenger RNA. RefSeq lists its product as uncharacterized. NCBI's taxonomy places the organism in Eukaryota, Fungi, Ascomycota, Sordariomycetes, Hypocreales, Nectriaceae. Gene Ontology annotation, biological process: protein phosphorylation. The record is from RefSeq and is a predicted model, not a curated record. Gene Ontology annotation, molecular function: ATP binding; protein kinase activity. Bases 1 to 3777 code for a protein of 1258 amino acids. The transcript has 9 exons.
AUGGCCUUCUUGAAGCCUUUCUUCCGAUUCAGCCCCGAAGUCCUCUGGGAUUUGCUCAAGCGCGUGUAUCUCUUCAUCCAACCGCUUUCCAUGAUGGCCAUGUCUUGGUUCCUUCGCAAUGAUCUCCUGGAGGCUGACAGAACCACACGAAUGAAAUUCAUUACAGAGCUCGAGCAAGCGUGCAGUCAGAGCGCACUCGCCCCCGGAAACCCUUUCCUGCCUGAGGGCAAGAUUCCCAGCCUGGUCACGACCGAGAAAGUGAAAAAGUUGAUGCCUCGUGCCAGUGCUGACUUGGUUGAGUUUGUCCGUAUGCAUGCAAAAAAGGUGUUCUUAACCACUUUGCUUAGCAGACACGACACGGUGCAUGCCGCCAUGAGCAGCUUUUACGAGCAUGGGGUCAUGGAUAACGCGUUGCCCAUGAAAGCCCUCGCGAGUGCACGCCAUAUUUGCGUGUUCCCACCAGAUGGGGAGUGUCACCACAAGACGCAAUGGCCCUGUUUCCAGUCAUGGGAAUGCUGCGAGGUCUCGGGUUUCAACAAAAGCCAAUGGGUGUUUUGUGCUCCAGUAUUCACGGAGAAUGACUCGCUGCUGAGAUUCGAGGAAAGCUACGUGCUGCCCUUCACGUCGGUGGACGACAUUGGCACAGGAGGUCAUUUCAGUAUAGAUGCAAGUGGACAAGUCUACGUUGCUUUGAAGCACAUGAAAGACCUCAGAGAACCAGGGUACAAUGUCGAAACUUCAUGGGUUAGCGAAGCCAGAGCCCUCGAUCAAAUCAACCGACUCAACCACAAACACUUGAUCCGCCGCACGGGAUCUUUCAGAACGGACAAGAAUUACUAUAUUAUGUCGGAGUGGGCUGAUGGCGGUAAUCUUCGAGAUGUUUGGGCGAGGCAAAACAUUGACCAUACCAUGUUGAACGGCACUCGCAUCAUGCAGGUCUUGGAACAACUGCAUGGUCUAGCCGAUGCACUUUCGAAACUCCACAACACAGUCAACACCAAGCAGCUCAAUGGAGGCACCCCGGGCCCUCUCCCCAGAGCCGAGACCAUUCUAGCACCUUCCUCUCGUGGCGCGCCCAAGGUAAAACUUCAAGUUGAUACCGACAACAGCGACAACACUGGCGAAGAGCACUGGAGGCACGGAGACUUGAAGCCUGACAACAUCCUCCACUUCAAGGACCCAACCUCUCCAUGGCUGGGAACUCUCAAGAUUGCAGACCUGGGUUUGGCAAAGCAGCAUGCGUUUGCCACGUCCCGGCGAGAGGACCCAACUGCGCAGAGGUACUCAACAUCCCAUUAUGAAGCCCCAGAGGUUGUCACCAGGCGAUACGAGCCACGAUCUCGACUCUAUGACAUUUGGUCCAUGGGUUGUAUCAUUUUUGAGUUCGCCAUCUGGUUGCUCUACGGCUAUCCUGGGUUACAAACAUUCUACCGAGAGAAGCCGCCGACAAGCAGGGAUACACUCUACUUCACGGCAAACUCAAGAGAGGAUCACGCCCAAGUGAGCGACAUUGUUACUAAGUGGAUGCAAUACAUGCUUCAGUUUGACCCGGAGUGCAACAGCCAGUCUCCCAGUGCCAUUGGCGACCUCAUCAAACUGGUAAAGAACCACCUCCUUGUGGUUACCCUCCCGGGACAGAUAGGCCAGGGAAGAACUCGCCAGAGCGCAGACUUCUUGGAGAGAAGCCUGAGGGACAUCAUGAACAAAGCAGUGACUAAUCGUGGAGGAACCUAUCUCUUUACUCGGUCGAGCCGAACAGCAGCACAAGCACUUAAAGAGAUGAGUUCUCUUUCGACGGGCUCUGGGGGACAAGCUGUGGCCUUUAAGAGCCCAAAUCUGUAUAGUGUGAAAUUUGAUAACAUUUGGGAAUUUCAAGAUGGCAACUCGUUUGCAACUAGUUUCCUUCGCAAACAAGACGAUCACCUGUCGAGACCUUUCCCUCCUCAACCGGUGUCAAUUUGCAAGCCCUGUGCGCGCCUUAGUCUCUUGACUGACGUUGUUCUGAUGAAUGACACAUAUGCCAACAUCGAGAAGCUAUCUGAAAAGUGUCAGCUCCACCGACUGAUUUUUGAUGCCUCGAAUGGAUACCAUGGAGCCGACCUGAUCGAGGUUCGCCGUGUUGGUGGUGCUCUGAAACUUAACGGAGAGCUAAUAUCAGGUCUCUCAAUCUACAGAGGCCUAGCCAAAAACACAAUGUUGCAUCCAGCAACUCGCUCCCCGGGCAAUAUCCACAUCGGUUUGCCCCAACUCCCCGAAGUAAACAGCUCACCAUUCUACGAUUUGUUUUUGCAUUGGAUCCAGGACUGUGAUGAAAACCACCUGGAGUGCCGCCCGUUGAACCGCGACCCAGAGUGUCUGCCCACUCGACUGCUGGAUGUCGGCUCCAGCGGAAGCCUGGGUAACGAGUCGUCGGUUCAUCUACUUGUGACCAGAAGAGAUCUGGAUACGAGUCACGACCUACGCUACAUUGCACUCUCUCAUCCAUGGGGAGAUACCAGGCAAAAUGACCACUUCUGCACAACCCCUGAAAAUGUUAAACAACGGCUAAUGAGCGGCAUUCCGUUUGAUAAACUUCCCCUUACUUUCAAGAACGCAGUGCAGGCUACUCGCUCGCUCAAUGUUCAGUACCUGUGGAUCGACUCACUUUGCAUCGUUCAAGGCGAUGGUGGCGAUUUUGACACCGAGGCCAAGAACAUGGAGACCAUCUUCAGCUCGGCCUACUGCGUGAUAGCCGCCAGCCGGGCUUCAGGGACAUCGAGCGGGUUUCUGGGAGACAGGAAACCUCGAGAAUUCAUCAGAUUUGACGAGGCGACAGGUAGUCCACACUACAUCUGUAAAGCCAUCGAUGACUUUCAGCAUGAUGUGAUCGAGGGGAAUCUCAAUAAACGGGGAUGGGUCCUUCAAGAGCGUGCCCUCGCUCGACGAACAAUCUACUUUACUGAGAACCAGACGUACUGGGAGUGCGGGAAAGGGAUUCGGUGCGAGACUCUGGCUCGCAUGACAAACACGAAAGUCGCAUUUCUAGGUGACCCAAACUUCCCAAAUUUGGCCAUCGAGUCUACCAAAGGAACGAAGAUUCGCUUUUACGAGGAACUCUACGAGGCAUACUCAAGACUUGACUUCACCAAGGCAUACGACAGGCCCAUCGCUAUUGCCGGCCUGGAACAGCGUCUCGUCAAUGCUUUUCAAACCCAUGGAGGCUAUGGCGUCUUUCAGGGGGAAUUCUUCGGGAGAAGUCUGUUGUGGAUUCGCGACGCCAGUUCCACGGACAAGCUCAAGAAGAUUGACUUCCCUUCGAGCCAGAAAUAUGCCGUCCCGACAUGGUCGUGGAUGGCGUAUCAAGGGGCUAUAACCUUCCUGGAGGUUCCUUUCGAUGGGGUUGACUGGGAACAAGGGAAGGACGCGAUCCGGUCACCGUGGACAUGGAGUGAUUCAUCAUCAACCUCAGCCACAUGGCACACGGGAAAUUCGAACGAAAGGAUCGACUUGAUGGCCAACGCAAGAGAUUUGGUAGAUUUCGCCACUGCUGAGAAAGAAAUCGUCUACGACCAAGGACGGAUGGCUUUCACUAACGGGAGAGUCAAAUGUGUGGUCGUUGGAAAGGAAAAGGUGCGGUAUGGAAAGGCGGGUGUGGAACUUCCGCGGCAAUGCUAUGUCCUUAUAGUAGCUCCAAGGGAAAUAUCUGGGUCUAAGUACAAGAGAGUAGGAGCUGCUUGUUUGCCUGAAACAUGUGUCGCUGGGGACAGCACACCAGGAGAGAGUGUGCAAAUAUUCUAG